AUGGAUGUUUGUCAUGCUUUGCAUCAAAGUCUGUUUCAACAACAAUACGAUGUUUCCACGCAUCAAUCCAACGAAUAUUUACAAGAACUGGGUAACAGAUUAAUUCUCUGUAUGGAUGUUCUUUAUGAUGAUGAAAUAGGAGGGUCUCGAAUAAUACAGCAUCCACAAAUGCCACAUCGUGGUCGGAUCUCUGAGUUUGAACAGGCUCAGUCAGCUGAAGGUCAGAUAGGUAGAACAGACAUUACAAACAUGGUAGUUUUGGCGCAAUCUCAUACGCAUGAACAUUCUUCAGUGCGUGAUGAUUAUUCUAAAUUUCAGGGACUGGACCGACUGGGAAUGAGCGUUGAUGAAUUUUCAGGUGGAUGGCUAUGGUUCCUCGGCAUUGCGCUGAGCCACCUGGGCAGCCUUUCUCAGCCAAGGUUUUUUGACGAGCCGAUUAAAUGGUAUGAGCAGGUGACCGGACGUCGUGUAUGGAUCAAAAUAGAAGGGCUGCAGCAACGCUCCGGUUGGUCGGUUAUAGUGGAAGCUACACGCAAAAAUCUCUAUGACGCCUUACAGGAUGCGGCAAUGCUAGCAGUUAUUACAAUGAGGAUGCAUUUCCCUCUUGAGUUUCAAGGAACUCCAUUCACGGUUCUACCCAUGAAGCCCGGACUGAGGAGCGAACUAGAUUAUCCUGCAAUCGGUGGAGGUGCUGAGGCUGCCACUUUUAUGGGGAUCAAUUAUGAUGAUGUGUUGACUCUUCAGAGGCAGCGUUUUGCGUCCCUCCGCCAUGAACGUCGGGAGUCCUAUGAAGCUUUGGAGGAGAACCUCCAAGAGAAAUUGCAAUCACUUGAAGUGGCUAGGAAGAUGUUGAAAGAGCUCCCUCCAACGCAGCAGAAUAAUCGAAGAAUUGCAGAUUUACUAAAGAUGGAUAAUAAGGUGGAAGAUCAUUUUUCUGUGAGAGACUGCGGUUGGUCUGUGUCAGUUUCAAACAAGAUGCAGAAGUCAGAGUCGUUGCAGGUGCCAUCCGAUCAGGAGGAGACACUGGCUGCAAGCUCCCCAGCAGUAUCGGUGCGGUCCAGGCUGUGAGAUCCAUCAGCUUAUUCUGGUCAAACUAUGAUUACAAUUCUACCUGUGUUGUAGAUGUAAUUGUUGUAUCCUUUGAGAUUUAGGGUCAUGACAUGGUGCCGUGAACUCUGUUA
Molecule: messenger RNA, 1181 nt
Organism: Lolium rigidum
Lineage: Eukaryota; Viridiplantae; Streptophyta; Magnoliopsida; Poales; Poaceae
Exons: 5
Coding region: 1-1068 (355 amino acids)
Source: RefSeq, a predicted model, not a curated record